GUGGUGAAUUAAAAUGUUCUGGUGUAGCCUAACCAUGGCCAACAUGGUGUUAGAACUGAUGGUACUAUAUGGGGAGGACAUGACGUCCAAUGGAGGAGCAGCCUUGGUUUGGGUUUUGUCUUUCUUCUCCCUUCAUUCAGGAGGUCUAUGCAUCGGCCAAUCCAUCAAAAUCCCCAGAGAGCCGAAACCAGGUGGGUUUGAUAAGAUCAUCAAGAGACUAAUGGAGACCUCUAAUGCUCGUGGGGUCAUCAUCUUUGCCAAUGAGGACGACAUCAGACGUGUCUUGGAGGCAGCAAAGAGGGCCAACCUGACAGGUCACUUCCUGUUUGUGGGCUCUGACAGCUGGGGGGCCAAGAGCUCUCCCAUCCUGGACCAGGAGGAUGUGGCUGAGGGGGCUGUCACUAUCCUCCCCAAGAGGGCCUCCAUCGAUGGGUUCGACAACUACUUCACCUCGAGAUCUCUGAAAAACAACAGAAGGAACAUCUGGUUUGCAGAAUACUGGGAGGACGACUUCAAAUGUAAACUCACUCGACCAGGUAUCAAGUACGACCUUGGUAGAAGAAAAUGUACAGGGGAAGAGAGAAUCGCACAGGAAUCUCAGUACGAGCAGGAAGGGAAAGUACAGUUUGUGAUAGAUGCGGUGUAUGCCAUGGCCCAUGCCUUACACAGCAUGCACCUGGACCUCUGUCCGGGCUCCAUGGGCAUCUGUGAGAAGAUGGACCCAGUGGAAGGGAGUGAGCUGCUCCAUUACAUUCGCUCAGUCAACUUUAAUGGCAGUGCAGGGACUGGGGUCAUGUUCAAUGAGAAUGGAGAUGCUCCUGGUCGCUAUGACAUCUUCCAGUUCCAACUUUCCAACACCACCAACCCUGGCUACCGGUGUAUUGGCCAGUGGACAAACAAUCUGCGACUCAAUGCUGAGGAGAUGCAGUGGUCGGGUGGGGACCGUGCAGUCCCUGACUCUGUGUGCAGUUUCCCCUGUGAGCUAGGAGAGAGGAAGAAGAUGGUGAAGGGUGUACCCUGUUGCUGGCACUGCGAACUGUGUGACGGAUAUCAAUACCAGCUGGAUGAGCUAAACUGUGACAUGUGUCCCUUCGAUAUGCGUCCCAUGCCAAACCGAACGGGCUGCCGGUCCACACCCAUCAUCAAACUGGAGUGGAGCUCCCCCUGGGCCAUCAUCCCUGUGUUCCUGGCUGUCCUGGGCAUCCUGGCCACCUCCGGAUGCAUCAUCACCUUCAUCCGCUUUAAUGACACCCCCAUCGUCCGAGCCUCCGGUCGGGAGCUCAGCUACGUUCUCCUGACAGGCAUCUUUCUCAUCUAUCUGAUCACCUUCCUCAUGAUCGCAGAGCCCAGCGCCCCAGUGUGUGCAUUCCGCAGGCUGCUGCUGGGCCUGGGCAUGUGUAUUACCUACUCAGCUAUGCUCACCAAGACCAACCGCAUAUACCGUAUCUUUGAGCAGGGCAAGAAAGCAGUCACGCCACCUCCGUUCAUCAGCCCUGCUUCUCAGCUGAUCAUCACCUUUAUACUCAUUGGAGUGCAGUUACUUGGCAUUUUCAUCUGGUUCGGAGUGGUGCCCCCACACACCAUCAUAGACUAUGAGGAGCAGCGGCCGCCCAACCCAGAGUUUGCACGUGGGGUCCUGAAAUGUGACAUGUCCGACCUGGCCCUGGUCCUCUGCUUGAGCUACAGUAUCGUGCUGAUGGUGACCUGCACUGUGUAUGCCAUCAAGAGCAGAGGGGUGCCAGAGACCUUCAACGAGGCCAAGCCCAUUGGCUUCACCAUGUACACCACCUGUAUCAUCUGGCUGGCCUUUGUGCCCAUCUUCUUUGGUACAGCACAGUCUACUGAGAAGAUGUUCAUCCAGACCACCACCCUGACGGUGUCCAUGAGCCUGAGUGCCACUGUGUCCCUGGGCAUGUUGUACAUCCCUAAGGUCUACGUCAUCAUCUUCCAACCGGAGCAGAACGUACAGAAACGCAAGCGCAGCUCCAAGGCUGUGGCUUCCACAGUGACCUCACAACUCUCCCAGAAAGACGACAAGCAGAACGGAGAGUCCAAAAGUAGUGCCAUAGUGCCUGACCGAUCACAAUAAUCCAGCAGGAAGCCAUAGAUGAAUACGACACCUGGCACCUAACAGAUGACAGUUUAUAAUGGUCUCUCUUGGCAAAGCACUCCCUGACAUGCAGAGAGGGGGCUCCCGAGUGGCGCAGCGGUCUAAGGCAUCACUACAGACCCUGGUUCGAUUCCAGGCUGUAUCACAACUGGCUGUGAUUGGGAGUCCCAUAGGGCGGCGCACAAUUGGCCCAGCGUCGUCCGGGUUAGGGUUUGGCCGGGGUAGGCCGUCAUUGUAAAUAAGAAUUUGUUCUUAACUGACUUUCCUAGUUAAAUAAAGGUUAAAUAAAACAAUUAAAUAAAUAAAAGGAGCUUUUGAUCAGUGGUGAAGGCUACAUUGUCUCAUGGGUGGAAUGGAAAUAAAGGAAAAUGGAGAUGCUACCUUUUCUGUAAUUUGAAAUACACACUCACUGACUCGCCACAGAUGCUGUGACCUGACUGUAAAUGGAACAGUCGACGCAUUGGAUCAUCCUGGAUCAUCCUGAUUCCUGAACAGAACACAAUGAACAUUGUGGACAGCUUUGCUAGAUUUCAGGACAAAGUCUCCUUUUACAUUAGGAUAUGUCUAAGCGACCAUGGAAAUUAAUUAGUUGUCUUUGAUUUCUCUCCUCAGGACAAUUAGUUGGAUCAAUAGUUAAUAAAAUGUUAAACCUUUUCCUGACUGGAGGACCUAAAGUAGGAUCCUUUGAGAACAAGCUUUGUUGUUUACUUGAUUUAUCAGCACUGCAUGCAUGGGUUGUGAGUUUGUGUGUACAUUAUACGAAUGAUUCCACAGUACAGUACACAGUAUGGGUGUCACAACUUUGACGCGUUGUUGUUUUUUUACUGAUUACACUGGAAGGAACUAGCUUUUCUAUGCACCACUUUAUCCUGGAAUAACUAGUGUAGGGUUCUUGAAUGACAUAGUGGUAAAGAGAAAUAACUGUAGGGAAUUUUGAUUACUGACAUCAAUACUGCCAGAUCUCAUGUAAGGUACCAUUUUAACAUUUUCUGUUAUGCUUUGGCUUAGUUUGCUGUUAAUUGCUUUAGCAGUAAUAACUUCUAUACGAUGCUACUUUUUAAAUUGGAAACCAGUGGUUCUGACCAGGAUAUUGUGUUCUGAGAAAAUUGUUGUUAGAAUCACAACAACGUAUGGUAGACACUAGACAGCAACGUAUGGCAUUUCCGUAGAUUGUUCCUAAUCUCUUUAUAGUGCUGCUGGUGUUACGAUUAUGAGAACAGUUAAUGGUAACACUUGAGUUCACUGAGAAUAUCACUGCUUUUAGCAUCAAUGAUCACUUGUGUUCUUCAAUAUUGUGCCAUUAAAUCACUGUUUUGUGUUCUCAAAAUGUAUGUAAUGUUACAAGUUUCCCUUGAAAUAAAAUCACUACUAUAUCAUUUAAA
This is a messenger RNA of Salvelinus fontinalis (brook trout), 3492 nucleotides long. Its product is annotated as metabotropic glutamate receptor 6-like. Gene Ontology annotation, molecular function: adenylate cyclase inhibiting G protein-coupled glutamate receptor activity. Gene Ontology annotation, biological process: G protein-coupled glutamate receptor signaling pathway; regulation of synaptic transmission, glutamatergic. The transcript is spliced from 9 exons. The record is from RefSeq and is a predicted model, not a curated record. Bases 14 to 2089 code for a protein of 691 amino acids. Lineage: Eukaryota; Metazoa; Chordata; Actinopteri; Salmoniformes; Salmonidae. Gene Ontology annotation, cellular component: membrane.